AUGUCCAUCAACUGGGUAAUGCUCGACGACAACGGCGGAGGCUUCACUCCUCUGCCGGGCGAGCAGCGCCUGUAUACGUCACCCUCGCGUACCGCCCUGUCGAUACAAAGCGUCAACAAAUUCCCCGGAAAGCAACCGUUCACUCUGCAAAGCUCUGCUGGCACGGCAUAUCUCACGAAUCGAAGACUAGUUUAUCUACCGAGCGUAUCGACGCCGGCGCUGCAGUCCUUCACCGCUCCCAUUUUGAACCUACAUGACACGCACGUCGCUGCUCCGUUCUUCGGACCAAAUGUCUGGACAGGCAUCGUCCAGGCAGUUCCCGGUGGCAACAUACCGCCUGAGCACCCUGCCGUUGAGUUGAAGCUUACCUUCAAGGAUGGAGGUGCUUUUGAUUUCCACACUACAUUUGAGCGCAUAAAGGAGCGUCUUCAUCAAGCAGUCGAGGUGGCCAGAGAGAGCGGGCAGCUGGUGGGAGAUGGCAGCGAGUCCAAUGCCGGCAGAGGAGGUGGGGCGCUGGACGCUGUCAACCUGGACUCCGUGCAUCUCGACGAGCUGCCGGCAUACGAUGCAGCUACAGCUCCAAGGGAUAUGCUAGAUAAUCUGCAGUCACCACCGCCUUUGCCGACCGUCAACGGGGCCCCUCAAGCUCCAGGACAGUGUGGUCCGCAGGAGUCAUUCUCACCACCUGUUGAGCCACCUCCAGGCUACGAGACAGUGCAGAAUCAGAGUGUCGCGGACGAACUGGAGCGAAGACUUCGUGACUCUGCUUCUCGCUAA
Messenger RNA from Verruconis gallopava, 777 nucleotides. RefSeq lists its product as uncharacterized. Lineage: Eukaryota; Fungi; Ascomycota; Dothideomycetes; Venturiales; Sympoventuriaceae. Gene Ontology annotation, molecular function: transcription coactivator activity; chromatin DNA binding. The record is from RefSeq and is a predicted model, not a curated record. Gene Ontology annotation, biological process: positive regulation of DNA-templated transcription. The coding region runs from base 1 to 777 and encodes 258 amino acids. The transcript is spliced from 3 exons. Gene Ontology annotation, cellular component: nucleus.